GCCCAUGGGUGGGCAGGGUCUGCGGUUUGGCCGGUGGACGCACGGGGCGAAGACCAAAGUCUUGGUGGCCCUCCAGAGGCUGGGACACUGGGGCAGAAGUUCUGUUACGUUCUUCUCAGCCGGGCGUGACGAGGGCAGGAGGGUGGGAAUGGGAUACUCGGGAGUCCGGAGGCUGGGGUUUUAGUAAAGCUCCGUUUCGAGCACGCUGUGUGACCUCGGGCCACUCGCUGCCCCUCUCUGGACCUGUUUCGCCAUCUGAGCUUGCUCUUCAAUCCUGACCUUCCGAGUUUGUCGCGUGGGGGGUGCACUCCCUAUGACAGAGCCUUCCUUUGGGUGAGGUAUGGUAUAUGUUGGGGUCCUGUCAGUCCUCAGCCCCUGUGAUGAUAGUGCAGUGCGCAGGGCUUGAGUCUUGGGGAGCUCCGUUUACUCCGGGACUAGAGGCCAGGAUGAGGUUACAGGUUAUAAAGGGACUAGGUUUUUUCCCACCUAGCUGUUGAUGAAUAAUGCGCAGCACAGAAGGCCAGAGCCUCAGGGAUGAAAUUUGGGUGAGUCCGCUUUUCUGUCCAGCUCCAGGGUUUUCUGCAAGGGCUCCAGGUGCUUUUUUCCCCUGGGUGUGUCCGUGAGGCUCCAUUUAUGUGCACGCUUUGCAUGACCCUUAGUACCUAUUUGUACCUCUUUUCUCAGUCAUUUGCCAGCAAUGAAGAGGUUGUCAAGUAGAUGUGUAACGUGUGGGCCAGCACUCCACUUGCUCUUACAAGGCUUGGAAACUGUGAGGGACAGGGAGGAGUGGCAUGUUGCACAAGAGUUUGUAAAAUGAGAGGAAACGAGGUGGGCAGAAGACUUCCUCAGUGCUUACGUUUCCCCUUCAUUGCAGUCACCACAAGGUGCGAUUGAAGCGCCUGAUGGUGCUGAUAGUUUGCAUCUUCCUUGGGCUUAUCUCAGAGUUCACUAUCGCUUGAGUUUCCAUGACAUUCUGGGCUAUGGUGCUGGGACGGGUGAGAGUUUAAGACCACAUCAUCUCCUUGCCCCUUCACAAGAGACUGCCAGAAUCCAGAGAGUUGGCGGAGGACAAGCCCAAUGGCAGCAGAACGAGGUGGUUCUAACUUUGAUGGUUUGAGGCCAAAUGGGAAGGGACUGCCUAUGGACCAAAACUCCAGUGAUCAAGAUAAACCAGAAAGCUUGCAACCAAGACAGAAUAAAUCCAAGUCCCAAAUUACUGACAUGGUUCGGUCCUCCACUAUCACAGUCUCAGACAAGGCUCAUAUUUUAUCCAUGCAGAAGUUUGGACUGCGAGAUACUAUUGUAAAAUCACAUCUACUACAGAAAGAAGAGGAUUAUACCUACAUCCAGAACUUCAGGUUUUUUGUGGGAACAUACAAUGUUAAUGGACAGUCUCCCAAAGAAUGCCUUCGGCCCUGGCUGAGCGAAGGUAUCGAAGCCCCAGAUGUCUACUGUGUCGGGUUCCAAGAGCUUGAUCUGAGUAAGGAAGCUUUUUUCUUUCAUGAUACCCCAAAGGAGGAAGAGUGGUUUAAAGCUGUGUCAGAGGGACUUCAUCCAGAUGCCAAAUAUGCAAAGGUGAAGCUCAUCCGACUGGUUGGGAUCAUGCUGCUGUUAUAUGUCAAACAGGAGCAUGCAGCAUAUAUCUCAGAAGUGGAAGCUGAGACUGUGGGGACAGGAAUCAUGGGGAGGAUGGGCAACAAGGGAGGCGUGGCGAUCAGGUUCCAGUUCCACAACACCAGCAUCUGCGUUGUGAAUUCUCACUUGGCAGCACACACUGAAGAGAAUGCGAGGAGGAACCAGGACUAUAAGGACAUUUGUUCUCGAAUGCAGUUUUAUCAGCUUGACCCAAGCCUUCCCCCUCUCACCAUCAGCAAGCACGAUGUGAUCUUGUGGCUGGGGGACCUCAACUACAGGAUAGAAAACAUGGAUGUGGAAAAAGUGAAAAAGCUCAUCGAAGAGAAGGACUUUCAAACCCUAUAUGAAUAUGAUCAGCUGAAAAUUCAGGUGGACAAAAAGACUGUCUUUGAAGGCUUCACAGAGGGUGAGCUCACAUUCCAGCCUACUUAUAAAUACGAUACGGGCUCUGACGACUGGGAUACCAGUGAGAAGUGCCGUGCUCCUGCCUGGUGUGACCGGAUCCUCUGGAAAGGGAAGAACAUCACUCAGCUGAGUUACCAGAGCCACAUGGCCCUGAAGACCAGUGACCACAAGCCUGUACACUCACUGUUUGACAUUGGGGUGAGGGUCAUAAAUGAUGAGCUUUACCGGAAGACUCUGGAGGAAAUUGUUCGCUCCCUGGAUAAGAUGGAAAAUGCCAACAUUCCUUCUGUGUCCCUGUCCAAGCGAGAGUUCUGUUUUCAGAAUGUCAAGUACAUGCAAUUGCAAGUAGAAUCCUUUACAAUUCAUAAUGGACAAGUACCCUGUCAUUUUGAAUUCAUCAACAAGCCUGAUGAAGAGUCUUACUGUAAGCAGUGGCUAAAUGCCAACCCCAGCAGAGGCUUCCUCCUGCCAGAUUCUGACAUUGAGAUUGAAUUGGAGCUCUUCGUAAAUAAGACCACAGCUACAAAGCUCAACUCUGGCGAAGACAAAAUUGAGGACAUUCUGGUUUUGCACUUGGACAGGGGAAAGGAUUACUUUUUGCCUGUGUCUGGGAACUACCUGCCCAGCUGUUUCGGGUCUCCCAUUCAUACACUGUGUUACAUGAGAGAGCCAAUCUUAGACCUGCCACUUGAAACUAUUAGUAAGCUGACUCUGAUGCCAAUACAGACUGAAGGUAAUGGGAGCCAGUUGGAGAGACCCUUGGAAAUCCCCAAAGAGCUCUGGAUGAUGGUUGAUUACCUGUACCGAAAUGCUGUCCAGCAGGAAGAUCUGUUUCAGCAACCAGGCCUGAGGUCAGAAUUUGAACAUAUCAGGGACUACUUGGAUACUGGAAUGAUUGAUAACCUCUCUGCCAGCAAUCAUUCUGUAGCCGAAGCCCUGCUGCUUUUCCUGGAGAGCCUUCCAGAGCCUGUCAUCUGUUACAGCGCCUACCAUAACUGCUUGGAGUGUUCUGGCAACUACACAGCAAGCAAGCAGGUCAUUUCUACUCUCCCCACAUUCCACAACAAUGUCUUCAAAUACUUGAUGGCGUUUUUGCAAGAACUGCUGAAAAAUUCAGCAAAAAAUCAUUUGGAUGAGAAUAUUCUAGCUAGCAUAUUUGGUAGCUUAUUGCUUCGAAACCCAGCUGGUCACCAAAAGCUUGAUAUGAUGGAGAAGAAGAAGGCUCAAGAAUUUAUUCACCAGUUCCUCUGCAAUCCACUCUGAGCCUCUCUCUUCUAUUUUACUUGAGGCAGCGAACUACCAGCCCCACCUGUUUCAGCUCAAGAGCUGUCUUAAGAUAAUUAUGUGAGGCUACUUGGUAGCAAGAAUGGCAGCUGUUUCCUGAGCCUAGUGCCCCGACUAAGCCCACCAUUGGUUAGCCCACUCAGUGCUGUAAGUCAUGAAGACAUAGGAGAAAAUCCACCAUAAUAAAACUGACAUUCAAUUUUCAACUUUA
This is a messenger RNA of Sapajus apella (tufted capuchin), 3535 nucleotides long. RefSeq names its product inositol polyphosphate-5-phosphatase B (gene INPP5B). The transcript has 19 exons. Bases 1078 to 3303 code for a protein of 741 amino acids. The record is from RefSeq and is a predicted model, not a curated record. Gene Ontology annotation, biological process: signal transduction; phosphatidylinositol dephosphorylation. Lineage: Eukaryota; Metazoa; Chordata; Mammalia; Primates; Cebidae. Gene Ontology annotation, cellular component: membrane; cytosol. Gene Ontology annotation, molecular function: phosphatidylinositol-4,5-bisphosphate 5-phosphatase activity; inositol-1,4,5-trisphosphate 5-phosphatase activity.